This is a messenger RNA of Amaranthus tricolor (Joseph's coat), 880 nucleotides long. RefSeq lists its product as uncharacterized. The coding region runs from base 331 to 780 and encodes 149 amino acids. NCBI's taxonomy places the organism in Eukaryota, Viridiplantae, Streptophyta, Magnoliopsida, Caryophyllales, Amaranthaceae. The record is from RefSeq and is a predicted model, not a curated record. The transcript is spliced from 2 exons.
CACAAUCCAAUAGGCAUGAUUUUCACUUGUCAAUGUUUAACAACCACAGCCCCGCCAAACGCCUGUAAUAUCAUAUUGGAAUUUGUUUGAUGGGCAAUACACCGUCGGCGCCGGUGACCUAAAUCUCAUAACCACCCAAACACCAAAACCUCCGAAUCCUAAAUCCUAAUUCUUUACCCAUUCUUCAGUCUUCAUAGCUCAAUUCAUUUAGGGAUUUAUUCAAUUCUCGACAGCCACCGUGGAAUUGUUCCGUCUUUUGCUGCCACUGUCCUCUCCUUUGCCGUUGUCGCUUACACCGAAUCUCUCUUCCUGUAUAGAGUUUUGGCUGUUAUGUCAGGUCUCAAAACUCUUCCGAACCACAGAAUAUUAGUGAUUUCAGUUCCAACAUCAUGCAUGAUCCACCAAAUCCGGCCACAUCACCUUACUAUUCGAAAGCAGUUUGAGAAACCAAGAAACCUUGUCAUAUAUGCUAAAGAGCAGAGGAACGUUGAUGAAAAGGAGCUAAGCGAAGAGGCAGUUCCCGGCAAUGGCAAUGACAAUGACAAUGGCAGUGACCCAACAAAUAAACAGGCUCCAUUCUUCAAAUUGAGAUGGACUGAGUUGCUACUUGACCCGGACCCAGAUAACGUUUUAUCUGUGGGUUUGACAGGUUUGCUUACAUGGGCAAGUGCCCAAGUGGUGUGGCAGCUCUUGGCCGUCUCAUUUUCAAUUGUGGUUGCUGCCCUUAAGUACUCUUUUGUUGCUGCUCUUCUUAUUUUCAUUCUUGUUGCCCUUCUGUAAUUGCAUCAAAUUGGUUGAGAUGCAUUAACAUGGUAAAUGCAACAUUUGUUUGAUGACUUUGUUAAAGUGGGUAAAAUGUAAAUGCAAUUCUUUUUAUGGU